Messenger RNA from Onychostoma macrolepis, 2395 nucleotides. It is a transcript of the gene mrpl2, whose product is annotated as mitochondrial ribosomal protein L2. The record is from RefSeq and is a predicted model, not a curated record. Gene Ontology annotation, biological process: cytoplasmic translation. The transcript is spliced from 7 exons. Lineage: Eukaryota; Metazoa; Chordata; Actinopteri; Cypriniformes; Cyprinidae. Gene Ontology annotation, molecular function: RNA binding; structural constituent of ribosome. The coding region runs from base 169 to 1050 and encodes 293 amino acids. Gene Ontology annotation, cellular component: ribosome.
CAUUAGCCAGACGUUCUGUGAUUGGCGGAUCUGACGAGCAGGGCGAGCUGAGAGUGUGACGUCAUCCGAGCGCGACCCGCGGCUGAAGGACGAGAGAGCGAGGCUGUACAUCAGUGCUGAGAGUGAACGCGCAUAAACAUCGCGUGGUUAUUUCAGUGAGUUUGUUGGAUGAUGAGCGUCGGUCUGCUGUCAUGCGCUCUGCGCGCUCUGUCUCUGGGCUCCUCUCAGAUCGCCGGUGUUCCGGUGGCUUCCGGUGUUUCCGCUGCUCUGACCGGAAGUCGCGGCUUCCUGACGAGCGCGUGUGACCGGCAGAACCGGAGCCUGUGGAAACAGAGGGACAAAUACACCGUGCGACCGAUCGGCGUGAAGAAGACCGGAGGACGAGAUUACACCGGUAAGAUCAUCACACAGCGGAUCGGCGGCGGACACAAGCAGCGCUACCGCAUGAUCGACUUCCAGCGACUGCGUUACGAAGCUGGUAAAGAGGAGCAGCCCAUCGAGGAGAAGGUCAUCGAGGUCAGAUACGACCCCUGCAGAUCGGCUGAUAUCGCUCUGGUCGCCGGCGGGAGCCGUAAGCGCUGGAUCAUCGCCACAGAGAACAUGGAGGCCGGAGAUCUGAUCCGGACGUCCGGCGCUAUCGGACGCAUGGCCGUUCUGGCCAAAGAGGGAGACUCGCAUCCGCUGGGCGCUCUCCCCGUCGGCACGCUGGUCAAUAAUCUGGAGCUGGUGCCGGGGAAGGGAGCGCAGUACAUCCGCGCCGCAGGAACCUGUGGAGUGCUGCUGCGCAAAGUGAACGGCACCGCCAUCGUCCAGCUCCCGUCCAAACACCAGAUCCAGGUGUUGGAGACGUGUAUGGUGACCGUCGGCAGAGUCUCCAACGCUGACCACAACAAGCGUGUGAUCGGGAAGGCGGGCCGGAACCGCUGGCUGGGCAUCAGACCGUCCAGUGGCCUGUGGCAGAGGAAGGGCGGCUGGGCCGGACGCAAGAUCAGACCGCUGCCGCCCAUGAAGAGCUUCGUCAACCUGCCGUCUGCGGCCGCCAGAUCGUGAAGGACCAGAAUAAAGCUUCCUGGUCAGUUACUCGCCCUCGUGUCGUCCACGUCUGUCUGUCUUCACUCGCAGAGAAAUGAAGGUUUUUGAGGAAAACAUUCCAGGAUUUUUCUCCGUACAGCGAUUUCAAGCUCAAAGCUGCAGCUUCAGAGCGCUCCGCGACCCAGCCGAGGAGGAGAGGUGAUGUCUAGCGGAACAAUCAGUCAUUUACUGAAGAGAAAUUAUAUUCAUCUCAUUUUGAAGCAUGCUGUAGCUCUGCGGGUCUUCACACAUCACGUAAUGGAAAAUGAGUGAUUGUUUGGCUGAUGAGGCUCUUACUCCUCGCUGGGGUCGUGUGGAGCUGGAAUGUUUUCCUUAAAAAAACGUGAUUUCUUUGCGACUGAAGAAAGAAAGACAUGAACAUCUCGGAUAACAUGAGGGCGAGUAAAUGAUCAGGAAAUGUUUUUUCUUGAAGUGGACUUCUGCUUUAUUAUAACACUCUUCAUCUCAAUAAACCCAGCCGUCACACAAUCACAGACUCAUUCAGCAGCGGAUAAAAACCUUUAUUAAACACAACUGCAUGUGUGAGCAUGAGAGAAGCAGCGCUAUAAAAGACAUUACAUACUCCAAAUGGAAAACAUGCAAAGGUACAUUAAAAAGUGUCACAUCAUUUAAAAAUGAGGUUCUGUGCAAAGGUGCUGCAGUCAGCGUCCCGUGUGAACCGCAGUGGAUUAUUAAUGUAGAGUAUAUGGAGUUAUGUGAGACGUGACCAGUGCUGGGGUGAUGCCUUACAAAUAACACACGUUACGUCAUCAAUUACUUUUUAAAAGUAACUAGUAAAGUAACACAUUACUUUUUAAUUUAGAGGGAAAUAUCGGAGUUAUUUUUCAAAUAAGUGACUCCAGCUCCUGUGUUUCUCAUGUAUUGACGGACAGCUCUGGUGUUGCCAUGUUGAGAGAAAUCAGGAGUAAGAACAUGAUCUUACUGUAGUUCUAGACUAAAUAUCAACAUCUCACCUGCACAAAAACACAUUCAGUGUUCCUCACAAUCAAUAAAAACACUCAAAUACAAACCUGCAAUAAUUAAAUAAAUAUCAUUUAUGUAUUUAAUCCUAUUUUAUUAACCGAUGUCUUUGAGCUUCGAUGAUCCAAUUCAGCCGUACUAAGCAGAAAUAACACAUUAGUGUUUGAUUUGAGUUAUUGCUGAAUAGUGUUGAUGUUUCUUCUCCUGCGUCAUAUUCUUCAUGUGAUUAGUUUGAGCGUCCUCUACUGUACAGACGUGAAUCUACAUCUCCUUCAGUCUGAGCCGCAUUCACUUCACUUUUGCUGUGAAAGAGCUUUACAUUUGUACAAGAAGAACUUUUUAU